Trypanosoma grayi is the source of this 420-nucleotide messenger RNA. Its product is annotated as putative glycine cleavage system H protein. NCBI's taxonomy places the organism in Eukaryota, Euglenozoa, Kinetoplastea, Trypanosomatida, Trypanosomatidae. The transcript has a single exon. Bases 1 to 420 code for a protein of 139 amino acids. The record is from RefSeq and is a predicted model, not a curated record. Gene Ontology annotation, cellular component: cytoplasm; glycine cleavage complex; mitochondrion. Gene Ontology annotation, biological process: protein lipoylation; glycine decarboxylation via glycine cleavage system.
AUGAUGCGCCGCGCUUUUUUACUUCCUUCCACGAUCGUUGCUGCUUCGGUCCGUUUCUACGGUACACGCCUUUUCACGGAUAGCCAUGAAUGGGUGGAGCAUGGGGAUGGUAUUGCCACUGUGGGAAUAACGGUUCAUGCACAGGAGAGCUUAGGUGAUGUGGUAUAUGUUGCACUUCCUAAUGUAGGCGACAAAGUUGAGGUGAAUGAUGUGCUUGGUGAAGUGGAGAGCGUCAAGGCUACCAGUAACAUUUGCUCCCCAGUCACUGGUGUCGUUGAUGCAGUGAAUGAAAAAGUGAAGGAUGAACCAGGCCUUAUUAACCGCUCUGCCGAGGGUGACGGAUGGCUCAUCAAGGUGAAAUGCAGUGAAAUUCCUGCGGGACUCAUGACUGCUGAAGACUACAAGAAAUAUAUCGAAUAG